GCGGUGCAGGCAGUGAAAACGUCAUCCCAGCGGAAGCGUAGGUCCAGCGUGUAUAGUCACGUGUGACCGACCCUUACUAUAAUUGACGUGAUUCACAUUCAUGUUUACCUUUUAAUCCUCGCUACGGGAGGAGGAUGGGCAGAGCUCAUGGAUCGAGGAAAAAAGCCGGCCGGCCGCCGCAGUCCAACAUGGCCGUGGACCCUGACACGGCGACCCUUGACCCUGACAUUGCGACGGAGGUGGAGGAGCUCUUCAGCAAGCGGAGAACGUUCACCAAACCGUCCAGCGAGGAGUGGCUGCUCCCCGACCCCAACGAGGUCCUCACCCACCCCCAGCAGCAGCACCCCGAGCUGCAGGCGCUGAAGGCGUCCCUGAACGCGGUGAAGAGCCGGCUCAGUGACCAGGACCUCUCCAAGUGGCAGUGGCACACCGGCUCCACCAACCGGGCGGGGAAGGUCAUCGCCGCCUUGCGAUCGGCAGCCAACGCAGAGAUCUGCACGCAGGCCUGGUGUAAGUUCUACGAGAUCCUGGGGACCUUCCCGCUGCUCCCCGAGGCGGCGGUGGCGGCAGGGGCGCUGAACACGGUCCACCUCUGCGAGGCGCCCGGCGCCUUCGUCUCGGCGCUAAACCACUACACCCAGACCAGCGAGGCCACCCGCUACUGGGACUGGGCCUGGGCGGCCAGCACGCUCAACCCCUACCACGAGGGCAACGGCGGCCACGCCACGGUGGCCGACGACCGGCUCAUCGCCAACACUCUACCCUGGUGGUCGUUCGGCUCGGACAACACGGGCGACCUCACCAGCCUGAAGAACCUGCUGCAGCUGCAGGGCUUCGUGGCCCACAUGCCGCGGGUGGACCUGGUGACGGCGGACGGCAGCUUUGACUGCCUGGAGGCCCCCGACGAGCAGGAGGCGCUGGUGGCGUCGCUGGUCCUCUGCGAGGCGGUGGCCGGUCUGCUGCUGCUCAGCAGCGGGGGCGCGCUGGUGCUCAAGAUGUUCACGCUGUACGAGCACUCGUCCGUGUGCCUGCUCUACCUGCUCAACUGCUGCUUCAGCUCCGUCAGCGUCUUCAAGCCCGCCACCAGCAAGGCGGGGAACUCGGAGGUGUACGUGGUGGGGCGGGGCCACUACGGCAAGGAUGCGGCCCGGCCGCUGGUGGCGAAGCUGCUCCGGAGCUACGGGCCGGGCAUGGCGGACGGGCCGGCGCUUUUCCCCGCGGCGGUGAUCCCGGCGUCGUACCUGCGGCAGCACCUGGAGGUGUGCUCCUACUUUCACGAGCGGCAGGUGGCCACCAUCACGGAGAACCUCAGCCUGUUCCCCUUGAUGAGCGCCGAGCAGAGGGGGCGUCUGGAGCGCCUCAGGGACCUCACGGCCCAGCAGUACCUGCUCCGCUUCAGGGUGAGCUUCCUGCCACGCGGCCGCUGGCUCUCCCGCGGCGCCGUAAGCCCCGCCUUCCUCAGUGUGGCGGGGGGGGGGCGGCCGGCGGGACUCAAGCGCCACAUGGGCUCCUUCAACGCGCGGCGGGAGCUGCGGGGCCUGAGCUGGUGGCAGCGCCUGGAGCGUGGUCGCCACGGCGACUGGGUGAGGCCCCACUGCGACGAGGAGGGGGGCGACGUGCUGGAGGGGCCGGCGGACUGCGCCCCCAUUUCCUGGUUCACUGUCGCGGGGGCGGCGCUCUCGGAGGUGAGGAACUCCCCGUUCUGCCAGGGGGGGCUGCUGGGCCAGCUGAAUGAGGCGCUGGGGGGGGCCGCGCCCUCCGCCUGGGACCGCCUCCCCCCCUGCGGCGCCUGCCAGGCGGGCCCCGCCGCCGCCGCGCUGGGCCAGGUGGCCCCGCCCGGUGACGGGGGCGGGGCCCGGACGCGUUGCCUGGUGGUGGGCGACCGGGUGGUGUGGGCAGCGGCCGGGGGCCAGAGCCCCGCCCUCACGCUGUCGUUCUCCGAGGAGCCGGCCUUCCCAGAGGGGGGGCUGCUGGUGCUGCACGACGGUGAGCCGGGGUACCAGAGGGCGCUGCUGGGGGUCCUGCUGGGGGCCCUGGGGGGGCUGGGCCCCGGCGACGCCCUGCUGCUGCCCCUGCUGGCGGCCGCCACGCGGCUCAUGGCUGGCCUCGUCUUCUGCCUCCGCGCCGCCUUCCGCUCGGUCGCCUUCCGCUGCCCCUCCCCGGGGGGCCGGGUGGGGGCGCUGCUGCUCUGCUCCGGGUUCUGCCCCGAAGCCGCCGCCCCCCUCCUGUCCCCGCUGGCGGACCUCCGGGACCACAUGGAGCGACUGGCCGAGGGCGCGGACCAGUCCUCGGAGGCCCCGCAGCAGGUGCUGCAGUUCGUCCCUAUGGAGGAGCUCCUGGGGGGGGGGCUGACGGAGUUCCUCUCCGCCCUGAACUCGUCCGUCGUCCGGCAGAAGCUGCACCUCCUCCUGCAGAGGCCCGGGCCCUGA
Messenger RNA from Gadus chalcogrammus (walleye pollock), 2429 nucleotides. It is a transcript of the gene cmtr2, whose product is annotated as cap methyltransferase 2. Gene Ontology annotation, molecular function: methyltransferase cap1 activity. The coding region runs from base 135 to 2429 and encodes 764 amino acids. The transcript has 3 exons. The record is from RefSeq and is a predicted model, not a curated record. NCBI's taxonomy places the organism in Eukaryota, Metazoa, Chordata, Actinopteri, Gadiformes, Gadidae. Gene Ontology annotation, cellular component: nucleus; cytoplasm. Gene Ontology annotation, biological process: 7-methylguanosine mRNA capping.